AUGGCCCACCAGCACCUGCAACCGGCCCUGUACCCCCUGCCCCACCCUUACCACUGGAUGACCAUCGGCUCCCAGGAAGACCUGGACGCCGCCAGCCUGGAAGACGUCAAGGAAUUCUUCCAGCGCUUCUACGGCCCGUCCAAUGCCAGCCUCGCCAUCGCCGGUGACUUCCGCGCCGAGGAGGCGCUGGAUCUGGUGAACCGCUACUUUGGCGACCUGCCGCGUGUCGACAUCGAGAUGCGCGACAAGGUAACCCUGCCCCGCCUCUACAUCGCCUGGCCCGCGCCGACCGAGGGCCACCCCGACGACGCGCCGCUGGAACUGUACCAGGCGGUGAUGUCCGACGGACUCAGCUCGCGCCUGCAUCGCUCGCUGGUCUACGAAAAGCAGAUCGCCCAGCACUCCUUCAUCCGCUACGUGCCGUCGGAAAUCGCAGGGCAGCUAUUGGUCCAGCUUGCCCGCAUCGGCGGCUUCGGCGGGCGCGCCGACCAGCUCAACCACUUCAACGUGAUCGAGUCCGACCCCAACCUGAUUAACACCAGCCUCGACCGAUGCCUCGCCGUUCGGCCCGAAGACAUCCUGCGCGUGGCCGAGACCUACGUUUCCGGCAACCAGGUACGGUUGCGAGUGCUCCCCGAGACACAGCUCUCCGCCGCAGCCACUACCGUCGACCGGAAUAUCAUGCCGCCGCCCACGGACGAGCCGGUCUUUACGCCGCCGCUGCCCAUUCGCGGCGGCCUUCCCAACGGCAUGGGCGUUACCGUUGUCGAGCAGCGUGGCAUGCCCAUCGUCGCUUUCGGAGUGCUGCUGGGUUCCGGGGCCUCCGCAUACCCAGCUGACCUGCCUGGCCUCGCCGGAUUGGUCGGUGACAUGCUCCCUGAGGGGGCAGCCGGAAAGUCCAGCCAGCAGAUCGCCAAUGACUUUGAGUUCAUUGGCGCCCGCCUGUCCGUUGACAGCCGUCGCGAAUACUCGUUGCUAUCCACAGAGACACUCACCAAGCACUGGGGCAGUGCGCUGGAAAUGAUGGCCGAGGUUAUCCUCUCGCCCGACUUUCCUCAGCACGAACUGGACCGGCUGCGCCGGGAACACCUUACCGACCUUCACCGCAGCAAAGACGAGCCCAACGCCAUCGCCGAACGCCUGCUCGCCGGCCUGAUUUACCCCACAAGCAGUGGAUAUGCCCAUCCAGUAUCCGGUACCGAAGCGUCAAUCCAGGCCAUCUCCCGCGAUAACCUGGUAGACCAGUUCCGCCGAAGCUACCGACCGGAGAACGCACACUUCCUGGUGGUGGGCGACAUCGAUCGGGAGGAGGUGAUGCGCCGCGCUGCCGCCGCAUUCGGCACAUGGAACGCCUAUGCCUCAGGGUCAGCGCCUGCCGACUGGAACGAACUGUCCGACAACCAUGCCACGAUCUACCUAGUUGACCGGCCCGGCGCACCCCAGUCUGUGAUCCGCGCCGUGGAAUCCCUCGUGCCGCGCCUACAUCCCGAUUACUUCCCGCUGCUGCUGGCCAACUACUCCUUCGGCGUACAAUUCUCGGCCCGCCUCAACCAGAACCUGCGCCAGGACAAGGGUUACAGCUACGGUUACAUGUCCUCCAUCCAGUGGCAACGCCGCCAGUCCAUGCUGGUGGCCGGCGGCUCCGUCCAGAGCAAUGCAACCAAGGAGUCAGUCUACGAAACGCUCAAGGAGUUCCGCGAGGUUAGCGGCGAGCGGCCCAUCACCGCCGAGGAACUGUCCAACGCCAAAGACGGCCUGCUCCGCGCCUACCCCGCCAGCUUCGAGCGCCCCGCCUCGGUCUUGGGGCAACUGCUCGCCAUGGAGCAGUUCGGCCUCCCCGACGACUACUUCCGCAGCGUCCGUCCAUCAAUUGAGGCAAUUACCCUGGAAGACGUGCAUCGCGUGGCCCAGGGUCACAUCCGACCCGGUAACCUGCAGAUCCUGGUCGUCGGCGACCGCGCCAGCACUCAGGGCCUACUGUCGGAACUCGGCCUGCCGCUCGUCCACCUCACCGAGGACGGUGAGACGACCAGCUGA
Molecule: messenger RNA, 2037 nt
Organism: Geodia barretti
Lineage: Eukaryota; Metazoa; Porifera; Demospongiae; Tetractinellida; Geodiidae
Source: the annotation of a GenBank genome assembly